Molecule: messenger RNA, 2094 nt
Organism: Pochonia chlamydosporia 170
Lineage: Eukaryota; Fungi; Ascomycota; Sordariomycetes; Hypocreales; Clavicipitaceae
Product: C6 zinc finger domain-containing protein
Exons: 1
Coding region: 1-2094 (697 amino acids)
Biological process (GO): regulation of DNA-templated transcription
Molecular function (GO): zinc ion binding; DNA-binding transcription factor activity, RNA polymerase II-specific
Source: RefSeq, a predicted model, not a curated record
AUGGCACCGCCGCCGCCUGCGCCGCCGCUACAACAACAGCAGCACCAGCUGCAGCUCCAGAACGAAUCGUCUCAUCGCCCGGAUCUAGCUCUCAACGAUGGGGGCGACUCCAGGGAUCACCACUCUUCAAAGCUAAACGGCGAUGCUACUGCCGUCUCCCCGACUGCUGAAGCCGGUGUUUUAUUGAAUCGUCGCCCUGGAAAGCGGCCCGCGGCCCGGGGAACCGCCUUUUAUCCUCGGAAGCGUGCCAAUACUGCAUGUCAAGUAUGCAGAGCACGCAAGACCAAAUGCGACAACAAGAAACCCAGCUGCUCGUAUUGUCUGAGCGUCGGGGCAACAUGUAUACAGUCCCCAGUCGAUCUGUCUAGUUUCGACCCGGCCAGCCUCAAGAUAUUGGAUCGGUUAGACGAUCUGGAACGUUUGCUUCGCACCACGGGGCCUGCCACAGAGCUUUCCACAUCACAAUCACCGCCAAUUCCCCAGGUCUCACCUCUAGCUCAGCCUACGAGCGUAUUUGGAAAUGGAAAUAAUUCAUCAUAUCCGUCCCAUCUUCAAGUUCAACAACUUGAUGGGACCUACGUACGACGGCCAAGCAGCCACGGCGCUGGCAACCAAGCCCACACGUCCAAUGGCCGCGCCGAGGAAGACCUGCCACUGGACAGCGUUUUGCCCAUGCGUAUUGACCACAUCUUGGACUGGCCAGUCUUCCACAGCACCAAGUCCCAAGGCUCACCAGUCUAUCGGGCACCGCCAGAUGCAAUGUCGUCUCCCGCAGGCGGAGCAGCGUCUUUGGCAGCCCUUGUUGACAUGGAGUCUCAUCGAAUCUACAGGCUCUUGGAUAAUUUCUUUCUCUAUAUUCACUGCAAAAACCCCAUUCUAGAUGAGUCUUCAGCACGGAGAAUGGUUGGGAGGGCCUUCUUAGACGGCAUUGAUUGGUCACCGGCCUCGUGCCUGGCCAUGAUCAUUUGUGCUUUGGGCUGCAUCGCCACCCCCUUUGGUCCCAGUCCAGAGACGAGAAUAGGCUCGCAGGCGUAUGCUGAUUCCCAAGUCUUUUUUCAGGCGGCCCAAAAGCGCAUCGGAAUCCUGCUGGUCAGAUCAGACAUUGUUGGCGCUCAAUGCCUGUUCCUUUCUGGAGUUUACAUGAUGAUGGUGUUCCAGCCCAUCUAUGCAUGGCGCUUCUUCUCGCAGGCACUAGCCGCAUGCCAGCACUUCCCGUUCCUUGCCAAGGCGCAGGAUAUGUCGACGGAAUCCGCGUUAUCUCCUGGAUCAGUAGAGAUGGGACGGCAAGACACGCAAGAGCAGGCAGUCUAUUGGUCGGCUUGGAAGUCGGAAAGAGAGUUACGGGGACAAUUGUCCCUCCCUGACUUCGACAUUCACCAUUCGGGCAGCACACUCUAUCCCCCGUUCUUCCCUGCACCGCCAGUGCCUCCGGCAGAGUCUCCCGAUGGGCCUGAUUCUGAGGCACAGCGGUCCAGGGCCUCUUGGCUGUUUUAUUUGGCGGAAAUAUCCCUCCGGCGCCUGACUAGCCGGCUUUGCAGCGAGGUUCUAAAUUUGCGGCAACGCUAUUCGUCGAAUACCACAUUUUUGGACGUACUAGCGGAUAUGACUCCGGAGUAUGAGGCCCAAGCCCAGGAGUGGUCAGACAGUUUACCCGGGGAGCUCUCAAUACGUUCUGCUAUCGACGAGGAUGGUAUUGCCAGAUCCGUCCUUCGAGGCAAGCUCAUCAACCUGUACGAAAUGAUAUAUUGGCCAUUUGUCAUGGCGAGUUUGAGUGCUUUAUCGAGUGGACGCAGCCUGAAACCGCAGUACGCAGAGCUUGUCAAGCGCGGGCUUGACACUCACAUGCACCAAAUCAGGGCCAAUGAGCCAGGGUUCUUUCAUCGGCACCAUGGCGGGUUUUUUAUGAUCAGAGCCUGUACACGCAGCGCGUUGACGCUUGUGGCGGCUGCCAAGUGUGGUAGUGCAAUGCCGGCGAAUUGGGACGAGGCGGUCUAUAAGGUUAUUGGGAUGCUGGCAUACUGGGAGGAGGAAGACCGGGAUGUGGCGGGGUGGAAGUCGAGGCUUGAGCGGGAACUUGCUUCAAUUCACGAGUGA